GAUGAAUUUGAGCUGAAGUGCCGGCCUGACCUCAGUGGGUUCAAUGUUGGAAAUGGGACCAAAUAUGGUAUACAGGUGAGACAUCUUUGUCAUUGUCUUUUUAGGUGUGGACAUCUGUUGUGUUCUUUGACAAGGGCUGUUGUGCUGCAUGACUCAUACUCUCCCAACACAUCACAACCAUUGGCCCCGUCACAUGACAGCACACAGUGAUUCAAUAUCUUUUGUGGAUGAAAAUAUUCUGGUGAAUCUUGUCAAAGGGUUGGAGAAAUAUAUUACUGUUGACUUUACUGCAUCAACAUAAAGGUCUGCUACAUGGAGAAAUAUAUUACUGCUUACUCUGUUACUCUAACAUAGUGGUCUAGUUCUUGGAGAAAUCAAUUACUGCUUACUCUAUUUCUCCAACAUUAAGGUCUUGUCCAUAGAGAAAUAUGUUACCACUGACUCUAUUAUUUCGAGGCCUGAAUCAUUACACCAACAAAAUUUGUUAUCUCCCUUGUUUCAAGCCUCAUUCUGACCAUUGUGAGGAUUUUAAAAAAAAUUAUUAUAGUUGUUUCUUAUUUUCAGAUUAAAGUUGGUAACCUGGUGUUCAACAGCACACAGCUUGGCCUGGUAGAUUUCAUUAGGUCGGCUGCUGCGGGCAUGUCUGGGGGCAUCGUCACCAUCAUCAUUCUCGUUGUCCUGAUCGUAGUGGCAGUCAUCAUCCUCAUUGUUGUCAUGAAAAGACAACGUUGUGGAUUCUUCAAGUAG
Lymnaea stagnalis (great pond snail) is the source of this 747-nucleotide messenger RNA. The record is from the annotation of a GenBank genome assembly. NCBI's taxonomy places the organism in Eukaryota, Metazoa, Mollusca, Gastropoda, Lymnaeidae.